CUGCCGUGCCUGUCAUUAUGCAUACAAUUACCAUCAAGGUCUCGCGGAUGUGACACACACUCUCAUCAUGUCCUACGGAAGCUGCUUUCCUGUGCAUGCCAGCUAUACAUGAUAAAUGAUCCAUCGUCGCUUUCUCUAAAUGUCCUGAAAGUCGUGGCCGCCACUGAACGCGCAGGAAUUUCAUACGUCACCGCGACGCGCUUUUCACAAUUUCUACGAUUGCAUUGCACAUUGCACAUGCUGUGUCGCCGCUCGCAUUUCUAAGCAUUCCCGCGUUUGACGUUCUUUUCAUACGAUAGAAUGGCGAUCGCCUGUUCUGAUGACAAUGAAUUUGACGGGCGACUCGGACUGAGAAUCAGCUCCAUCUUCGUCAUUUUCAUAGGCGCUUUUAUAGGCUGCUGGCUGCCCGUGCAUGUCUCUCGCCAUCGACAUGUACAGUCUCCAGGGAGAUUAUGGACGUUUGCGAAAUAUUUCGGCUCCGGCGUCAUUUCGGCUACAGCAUUCAUACAUUUGCUCGCUCCUGCAGGAGAAGCUUUAAACAAUCCAUGUCUCGAUGGAGUCAUUUCGGAUUAUCCCUGGACAGAAGGAAUCUGCCUCAUGAGCAUAUUCGCUCUAUUCAUUGCAGAGUUACUGAUGGUCCGGUAUGUCAAGCUUGGGCGAAGAUCGAAUAAGAAUCAUCAAGAUUUGCCCGAUGAGAAUGGGCAAGCAUAUGGGACCGAUCGAUCGAGUGCUCAGGGACAUACGGCGACUCCGGAGGCACCAUAUCAGGACAAUCCGAGCCAGCCGUCGGUCGGCGCAGACAUAGAGGCCCACUCGGCUGAACAGGCCGAAUCAGACGACACGCACGUUCCAAGCAGUAGUGCUACGCUGGUAAAUCCUGAGGAAACCCUUCAUCUUCACGGAGAGUCUUAUGCGAGUCAGAUUACGGCCGUCAUGAUCCUCGAAUUUGGGGUGAUUUUCCACUCGGUCUUCAUCGGAUUGACGCUCGCCGUCGCAGGUGCUGAGUUCGUGACCCUGUUCAUAGUCCUUACUGUGCAUCAGACCUUCGAGGGCCUGGCGAUCGGAUCCCGACUAGCUACAAUCGACUGGCGAGGCCGACAGCGGUCCACCCCGUAUUACAUGGCAUUUGGAUACGCGCUAUCGACGCCUGUCGCCAUUGCCAUCGGCCUCGGGGUGAGGAGUUCCAUUCAUCCGCACAGCAGGACGUCCUUGAUGGUGAACGGCAUCUUCGACUCCAUCUCAGCAGGUAUCCUGAUCUACACGAGUCUGGUUGAGCUCAUGGCGCAUGACUUUAUCUUGAAUGAGAGAAUGCAGACGGCACCUGCGCGCGAGGUGUGGGGUGCCGUGCUGUGUAUGAUGCUUGGUGCGGCAUUGAUGGCUCUCCUGGGCUAUUGGGCGUGAAGGGUUUUGAAAUUCGGCUAUCGCCUGGAUUCAUGGAGAGGACAAAGAGUGGAUGGACUGCAUUUUUUUUCGGGGCAUUGUUAUCACGGUAGAGGUUUUUCCAGCCGCAAUUAUCUCCACCUUAUUUUACUGGCAGCGGCUCGCAUUCACUACUUCCAGUAGAAGACAGCUGCCAUGGACGCAACCCAUCGAGGACGUCGUUGAAAGGCAGCAUGUACACUAUCAGCGUUACAUCGGGUACUAAGAAGAUGAGUGUAGUACAGAGAGGCGAAGACUAUUAUGAGGAGAACACGC
Molecule: messenger RNA, 1695 nt
Organism: Dissoconium aciculare CBS 342.82
Lineage: Eukaryota; Fungi; Ascomycota; Dothideomycetes; Mycosphaerellales; Dissoconiaceae
Product: ZIP zinc/iron transport family
Exons: 2
Coding region: 301-1401 (366 amino acids)
Biological process (GO): zinc ion import across plasma membrane
Cellular component (GO): plasma membrane
Molecular function (GO): low-affinity zinc ion transmembrane transporter activity
Source: RefSeq, a predicted model, not a curated record